UUCAGAAAGUUAUCUCUGGAAAAUUUUUUUUUAAGGCAAAAGUUUUUAUUUUUAUAAAGUAAGUUCUACCAUUAACUCGAAAUUUUUACUUUAAUUCGUUAGAAAUCUUGUUCGAAGGCUUAGAAUCGAAUUAUUCACUGAAUAAUUUACGAUUCCUAAAAUCGUAUUUUGUGAAGUUCAUUUUAAGAGAGUCCUGAUCUGAGAACCCUGAAACCUAGAAUGUCCUUAUCUGCACAACGCUGAAGCUUCUGUGAGUUUAGAAUAUACUCAUUUCAGACCUAAAGUUCUUAUCAAAUCCCAAGAUGCCUAUAGAAAAAAGCAAAAGAUGUAAGAGCCAAAAAACUGACUUCGGAAAUGUGAAUAUGAAUUCACAGACAACAUUAUCGACUGAAUGCGCUCCGUACAAAAAACGUAAGGUCUCCUGUGAUGGUAAAAAAACCACCAGGAAAAGAAAAUUGAUACGUGGUUCUGAUAUUGUGCUCACAACCAAACGAAGACGUUUAUCAGACGAGAAGAAAGAAAAUGCCAAAACCUGUGAAUACUGCUCAUGCAAGGAUCCUAAACCAAAUAAAGAAAUAACGCAAGUGACCUACUCGACUGACUACAAGGCAAAAUUAAGAAAUCGAAGUUUGGAUCAACAAGAAUAUGCAAAACGUUACUUAGACGAAACGAAUGAAAUACCAGAGGAACAAGAAGUAAACUUUUCUAAGAACUUGCGAAAUAGGAUUAUUAUUCCAAUUUCGAAUUAUAAAAAAGGCAAGAAAAAGAACCGAAAGAAGGGAAUACAAAAAAGUCGUCCGACUCAAAUAACUAAAGUUAUAAAAAAGGAUAAACACGAAGAGAUACAAAAAGGUGAAUGUGAAAGCAAGGGUGACGAGGAACGUUCACGAAGGCAAGUGGGAAAGUAUAAAAAGAAAGGGAAAGUGGUGGGUAAAACAAAGCGUAAAAAUAAGCGUGAAGGGAAGGGAGGAGGGAAGCAAGAAAAGGAAUGUGAGAACACCAAGGGAAACAACAAGGAAAACCCAAAUGCUUUAAAGGUUCGCGAGAGUACUGAAGUAAAUAAUGAUCGCGUUUGUCAAUCCAUUAAUGAUGAAAUAAAUAUAACUACAGCAAAAAUAAAAGUUUUGUUAGACCCUGAGAGCCAGUGUUAUACGGGUGAAAUUGAAUAUAUAAAUAUUCAAAAGACUAGAAAUCGGAAAGCAACCAAUUGCAACAAGUACCGAAGGACCAAGAAGAUCAAAAUUUCAUAAAAAAUUAUAGUAUUAAUUUUAAAUCUGAACAAAUUAUUUUCUUUCGGAAAAUAAAACGUGAUAUGAUAUAAGUAUUUUAUAAAAUCGUAUCCAAUAUCUGAAUUUAAUUUGGCGAAUAAUUGAAAUUCCUGUCACCUGGACAACAAUUUUCAUUACCCAUUUUUAUUUCCCAAAAUUGAAUGUAAACUGUAAAGCUUUAUUGCAAAU
This is a messenger RNA of Teleopsis dalmanni, 1457 nucleotides long. RefSeq lists its product as uncharacterized. The record is from RefSeq and is a predicted model, not a curated record. NCBI's taxonomy places the organism in Eukaryota, Metazoa, Arthropoda, Insecta, Diptera, Diopsidae. The transcript has 3 exons. The coding region runs from base 303 to 1250 and encodes 315 amino acids.